AUGGGUGGCCAUCAUGCUCACGACACUUUUAAGAUUCCCAAAGACCACAGGAUUUACAAAGUGGAACACUCGAGAACGCUUUUAGAAUUGAAGGAGUUGCUUGCACAAAGUGGACUUAAAGAUCCCUGGAUGCGAAAUGAGGUGUUUCGAUACAAAUAUGAAGGUACGCUUUGGAGCCGUUUUUAUUCGAGUCUCGGAUCCCGGUACAUGCUUUAUGGGAUUGGCCUCGGUCUACUUGCAUCCGUAGCUCAGUACGCCUGGGACUCGAGACAUUCAUCUUCUACCGAUCACGGCGAGCAACAUUAGGCGUUAUAGAGGCAUCAUUCUGUUUUUCCAUAAACACCAUAAGUGUGAAGUUUCAUGUUUAACAUCCCAUGAAACGUCUCGUCCGCUGUAAUUUUCAGCGUUAUUUUUUACUGAAUUGAUGAUAGUUAAAUAGAGCGAAAAUUUUCGAAUAUGUGGGAAAAUAUUAAAUUUUUUUUUAUCUUUAUCAACUACACAAUCUAGUUCGGGCAAUGGACUUGGUUAAAUUAGGCGUGAGCAAAGACAGUAGAAAGGCAAUGGAAGUUCUCAAGAAAAAGACGUACGAUAUGCACUCGAACGAAUAGGAAAACAGUACUCAACCAGUAAACAUGUAAAAAGCAGGCCGAAAAUAAAUAUGAAGAAGCCAUUGUUCUACUUCUUGAUUUGCUACGUUCUUCUCACUAAUUUUGUUACUCACUUUUGAUGGCCACCACCAGUCCAGGUUACUCUAGAUUGCAUUGCCG
This is a messenger RNA of Varroa destructor (honeybee mite), 767 nucleotides long. RefSeq names its product NADH dehydrogenase [ubiquinone] 1 beta subcomplex subunit 3 (gene ND-B12). Gene Ontology annotation, cellular component: mitochondrion. The record is from RefSeq and is a predicted model, not a curated record. NCBI's taxonomy places the organism in Eukaryota, Metazoa, Arthropoda, Arachnida, Mesostigmata, Varroidae. Gene Ontology annotation, biological process: electron transport chain.